GUGCCCAAAACGCCGUGUGGGCCCUGCUAAUGGCACGGGUCCCACAGGCAGCAGGGGAGAAAGGGACCUGAUGAGAGGGUGGCUUGUCUCAUCCUCUGGCCUCCAAUCCCCAAGCCCUCUAAAACCCCACCCUGUACCCCCUUCUCUUGAACCCUUUCUUCCUCCUCCCCCAACCAUCUCCAAUUCCCCAUACUCCUCUCUGUCUCUCUCUCUCUCUCUCUCUCAACAAUCUCUCUCUCUCUCUCAUCCUCCAAAGGAUCCAAGAAGUACCAUUGCUGCUCUCCCCAUUCGUCCUCAAUCCCAACACAGCUUCUCAACUCAGCUCAGGGAAUUCCCCUGCUUUUUUUUUUAAUUCUUGUGCUCUUGGCUGCUUCUUCACUCUGCUUCUCCUCCUCUUCUUGCCACAGAGGAGGAGUGCAUGUGCAGCAGCUGCAAAGACAUUUACUUUUUUUUUCACCUCAUCUUCUUCCAAGGUGUUGUUGGUGCCCCUUGGGUUCUUGAAUUUUUUGGGGGAGCUUGAUCGAUUAGGUUCAGCCAUUUCUUGCCCCAGUGUUCUUGGAUUCAUGGUUGUGGAAUUAAUCCAAGAAUAGCUGGAGCUGCUCAUUUUCCCUUCCGACAAGACGAGGACGAAGACGAAGGCGAUCGUUUGAGAGAACGGUAGCCGUUGCUGUUGAGGCGGUGCAAUGUCGUCUUCCUGCAUACCAACCGGCCUGCGGCUGGACCUGGACAUGGUGAAGGCGGCGGCGUCGCCGGGCGCGCACUCGUCGCCGCUGCGGCCGGUGCACUCGUCGCCGUCGUCGACGCUGUCGGAGGCGUCCAACGCCUCGUCGUCGGCGACGUCGGUGUCGCUGAAACGGGCGCGCGCGCCGCGGAAGCGGCCGAACCAGGCGUACAACGAGGCCGCCGCGCUGCUCGCGUCCAUCCACCCCUCCGUCUUCCCCGUCAAGAAGAGCCCCAAGACGGGGCCGCCGCGCCCGCCGUCGCGGCAGCUCUCCGGGCUCGCGGCGGCGUUCGACGCCUCCUCCGACCUCCUCCCGCCGCUCCCCGUCCUCGCGGACUCCGCAUUCCUGCUCCGGGACAUGCCCGCGCCGUCGCCGUCGCCGCAGCCGCAGAGCCCGUCUGGCGCCAAGAACUGCUCGUCGCCGGCCCCCGUGAGCAGCGCGUUCCGGGACUUCCGUGACCCGGCGCCGUCGCCGGCGAGCCCCGACACGGUCGACGUCGACGAGCUUGGCGAGAUCGACUUCGACGACGACGGCUUCGACGCCGAAUCCAUUCUCGACGUCGACGAGGCCGCUGCCGGCGCCGCGGCCGAGGGCCUCGACGGCAUCAUGGGUAGCCUCACCGUCGAGAGCAACAACACCGCCACCACGUCCGAUGACUCCAUCCUGUCCAGCUCCGGCAUACACCCUUACCUCAGGAGCCUCAUGGUGGUCGGCCUCGCCGGCAGGUUCGAGCUCGGACUCGGCUUCCGGCACGGCGCUCGGCCCAACCUCAACCGCGCACUGAAACGGCGGGACGACGACGGCGCCUGGUGGAUGUGGCCUGCAGUGCCGGUAAAGGACUUAACGAUUGCACCACCGACACCGCCAGCACCGCCGGCGUCGAACGCCGCAAUGCCACAGGCCGCCGCCGCGCCAGAGAAGAAGAAAAGCAAGAAGAAGAAGGUGGUGAAGGUGGAGAAGAUCAUGGCGAAGGGAAAGGAGGAGCUUCCCAACGCGAAAUGCAAGGAGGAGGAAGCUGACGCCUCUGUCGAUGCCGCUAAUGGCGACGGUGACGCUGACAGUGCGCCGACGAAGGCGCCAAAGACCGGGUUGGGGCUGAAGCUGGACGCCGACGAGGUGCUCAAGGCGUGGUCCGACAAAGGGUCCAUGUUUGCCGAGGGCAGCGGGCCGGAGUCGCCGACGUCGGCCGCCGAAGUGCGGGCUAAGCUUGCAGACAUCGACCUGUUUCCAGAGAAUGGAGCUGGUGGUGGCAUCAGGGAAGCCAGUGUGCUGCGGUACAAGGAGAAGAGGCGCACCCGGCUCUUCUCCAAGAAGAUCCGGUACCAAGUGCGCAAGGUGAAUGCCGACUGCCGGCCUCGGAUGAAGGCAAGCACUUGAACUGAUUAGAAAGCAUAAAAGAUCUGUUCGUAAGGGAAGGUUUGUUAGGAGCCCAUCUCUUCUUCAGCAAGCCCUGGAGGAAGAGAGCUAGCUAGACAGACAGUGAUCUUUGCUGGCCUUUUCUCUUUUUUUUUUAUCAGAACCUUUUUGGCCUUUUAGUUCAUCAUUAGCUAAGAGAUGCGAGUGAGAAAUUUACCCCGUUUUGUUUUUCUCGGAGUUUUUGCUCUGGAGAGGAGAGGAGAGGAUAGGAUGCCAUAGAUCGGAUUGUCAUGUCAUGGUGGUCAAAUAGUUUGUCUCAGGUUUACAAUGUCAGGUAAAGGAAGGAAAUAAAGUGAUGUUAGAAGAAUAUACAGUCAUAUAGCAAGCAGCUCAGAUGAUGGGUUUUGUUUUUGCUUUGCUUUUA
This is a messenger RNA of Sorghum bicolor (sorghum), 2502 nucleotides long. Its product is annotated as protein CHLOROPLAST IMPORT APPARATUS 2. The record is from RefSeq and is a predicted model, not a curated record. The coding region runs from base 684 to 2099 and encodes 471 amino acids. Gene Ontology annotation, molecular function: protein binding. The transcript has 3 exons. NCBI's taxonomy places the organism in Eukaryota, Viridiplantae, Streptophyta, Magnoliopsida, Poales, Poaceae. Gene Ontology annotation, cellular component: nucleus. Gene Ontology annotation, biological process: regulation of DNA-templated transcription.